This is a messenger RNA of Triticum turgidum subsp. durum (durum wheat), 543 nucleotides long. The record is from the annotation of a GenBank genome assembly. NCBI's taxonomy places the organism in Eukaryota, Viridiplantae, Streptophyta, Magnoliopsida, Poales, Poaceae.
AUGGAGGCACCACCGUCGAGGGAGGAAGGAACCUACUGCCAUGGCAAUGGUGGAGAUGCUGCUGCGGACGAUGACUCCUCCUGGUGUGAUUAUUCAGAUUCCCCAGGGCAUGGUUCCAGCUUACACAUGGAAUGGGCCCACUUGCAGGACCAGCUUCAUAAGAUGGGCUAUAGGGAAGGCAUAACCGAAGGGCGGAAGGACGCUGCCCAAGAGGGCUUCAAUCUUGGGCAUAGGCAAUCUGCGCCUCAAGGAUACAAGUGGGGUCUCGUUCGGGGAAUUACUAGUGCAUUGGCUAGCGUUCAAGACAGUCUAAAAGAAAAGUUGCUGCUCGAUGCCCAGCGUAGAGGGAAACUUGAGGAUUUGCGCAACUCUGUGCGAGAAAUUCCACCAGAGGCUGCACUGCGGAUGUUUCAUGAGAGUAUUAUUCAGGAUAAUGCUCCGCUAGUGGAAAGCAGCCUUCAAGCUAUUCCAAAUGAUCUUCUGCUGUUGUUGCGCGAAUGCCCAGAUGUUCAAGUUCCUGAAGAGUUGAAACGAGCUCCGUAG